AUGGGCCUCAUGAGGGCUUGGGCCUGGCCUGGGUGUCUCAUAGGCCAUGGCCUAGGGCUCAGGCCAGGGCUUCUACAUAUAGUUACUAAAUUAAACUUUGCAACAACCACAUCUGCUGGAAGUCAGCUGAACAACAUACCCGGCCCAAGAAUGACUCUCACAGUCAUGUCUGAUGAUGACGCAGUUACUGCCAUCACAGUCCAGCGGCCAGUUCAACCAAACACUGCUCCCACGACAAAUCCACACAAUGCCAAGCAAAAUGCAGACAACGCUGGCUGGAGUUCAAGUCUCUCGAAUCAGGAUGAGGAUUUGGACAAUGACGAUUCCAACAAAUCAGUAUACAAGGGUACACAUGAGGACUCCAUCGAUCAUGACAUUGACAUCACUGGCAAUGGCGAUGACGAGAACAACAACAACAGCAACAGCUUCCUGCAAGACAUCAAUGUGCAAGAUAUUGCUGUUCCCAGAAUGGUUCAACGCGAGGAGAAAACUCGGGACGUCAACACGUUCUUCGGCAAGUCCUAUGCGCAUAAGGCGAAGGAUGGUAAGACAAGGAAUGUACGAGACUGUGAAACUUGCAAGAAGAAGGGGUCACCCUCGCAAAUAGUUAGUGAUGCGUCAACAUGCCGCCAUCACCUUGCAUUUCGCCACAUGGAUGCUUACCACAAGUGGUGCAAGGCCAAUAAAUUCGCCUCAAUGCUACCUCAAGAUAUCAAGGAGUGCAAGACUGCUGCUGCUGUUGCAACCCAUACAAGCUGUGGACCACCCCAGUUUCAAGAAGAUAUAGACGUCACUUCAUGUGCUGUGCACAGUGUCCACAUACCCAAUCACAAGGCUACACAGGCCGAAAUAAUGGACUUAUUCAAGAAACAAAUGACAAACAAAGCACCCUGCUACAACCCUCAGCACGCGGACCUUUCUGUACCGCAAGAAAAUGGUUGCCAUGACGAAGUCGGUCUCAUUCGUGCCAUCGCAGUCAAGGAACAAUCUUCAGCUCAAUGCAAGCAUCUGUUCAAGGACAUUCAAGCUCGUCCUCCCAACCCAAGUCCUGUUGUAUCUCAGCUACUACUAGAUAUGCCUAUCCGAUGGUCAUCUACGUAUGUCAUGCUGGACCGCGCCGAAAAAAAGAAAGUGUUGGACUACGUGAAGGCAACCUCACAAAACCAUGCCGACAAUGCUCAACAGAGCUUCUCCUCAGAUAGAGGUCCUUCCCUUCAACAAGCAUUGCCAGCUCUCGAGGCAUUACACAAGGCUUGGUCAUCACGCUCCGCAAAUCCAAGAUACAAGGCUUUUCAUAUAGCAUUGAAUGCUGCUGUCGAGAAAAUCAAGCAGUAUUAUGAUCGAACUUCCGACAGUGAGGCAUAUAUUAUGUCUAUGUUGCUUGACCCUUCCCAGAAGGAUACCCAUUUCAAGAGAUUUUGGGGCAAGACCUUACAUGCUGAGGCCCUCGACGAGGCUGAGAGAAUAGUCAUUGACUAA
Suillus bovinus is the source of this 1479-nucleotide messenger RNA. RefSeq lists its product as uncharacterized. Bases 1 to 1479 code for a protein of 492 amino acids. The record is from RefSeq and is a predicted model, not a curated record. The transcript is spliced from 12 exons. NCBI's taxonomy places the organism in Eukaryota, Fungi, Basidiomycota, Agaricomycetes, Boletales, Suillaceae.